Molecule: messenger RNA, 2532 nt
Organism: Penicilliopsis zonata CBS 506.65
Lineage: Eukaryota; Fungi; Ascomycota; Eurotiomycetes; Eurotiales; Aspergillaceae
Exons: 8
Coding region: 149-2227 (692 amino acids)
Biological process (GO): cell wall mannoprotein biosynthetic process; protein N-linked glycosylation
Cellular component (GO): mannan polymerase complex
Molecular function (GO): alpha-1,6-mannosyltransferase activity
Source: RefSeq, a predicted model, not a curated record
AUUUUCUUCCUCUCUUCCUCUCCGUAUACCCUUUACCGCCUUUUGCUGCCUCUAUUCCUUCUUUCCGCCUCUUAUCGCCAAUAUUGACUCACCGCCGAUCUCGGACCGACUGUCACUUUUUCUUGAUCCAGAGAGAGAGAAACGCACAAUGUCACAAGAAAGUAGCUCGGGCUCGAGUCACUACAAGGGCUUUGCGGCGGGUGUGUUUUCAGGAAUCGCCAAGCUGAGCGUUGGCCAUCCGUUCGACACGGUCAAGGUCCGUCUACAAACAAGCAAAGAUGCCCAGUUCAAGGGUCCGCUCGACUGUCUCCUGCAGACGAUACGGAAGGAAGGCGUCGCGGGUUUGUACAAGGGGGCCACGCCGCCGCUGGUCGGAUGGAUGGUCAUGGAUUCAGUAAUGCUUGGUUCUUUAACGUUUUAUCGUCGCCUAGUACACGAGAACAUCUUUUCCAAACCUCACCUCCGCGCCCUGAUGCCCUUCUCCAGCCACGAUACCGAUCUGACCUCUCUCCCCACCUUUGGCCAUGGCAUCGCGGGCGUCAUGGCCGGCACGACGGUCAGCUUCGUCGCGGCCCCCGUCGAGCAUGUCAAGGCCCGGUUGCAGAUCCAGUAUGCCGCUGAUAAGAGUCGACGCAUGUACAGUGGGCCGAUCGACUGUAUCAAGAAGAUUUACGCCUCUCACGGUGUGCCAGGCAUCUAUCGCGGCCUCUGCGCAACGAUCAUCUUCCGCUCCUUCUUCUUCUUCUGGUGGGGAUCCUACGACCUCCUGUCCCGCUACAUGAAGAAGAACACUUCGCUAUCGGCCCCCGUCAUCAAUUUCUGGGCCGGCGGCAUCUCCGCCCAGGUCUUCUGGAUAGUCUCGUACCCCUCCGACGUGGUCAAGCAGCGGUUUAUGACAGACCCCCUGGGCGGCAGUCUCGGCGACGGGCAGCGCCAGUUCCGCCGCUGGAAGGACGCUGCAGUGGCCGUCGCAAGGGAGCGCGGGUUCAUGGGCUUUUGGAGAGGCUUUAUCCCUUGUUUCCUGCGCGCGUUUCCCGCCAACGCCAUGGCUCUCGUCGCCUUUGAGGCCGCCAUGCGGGCGUUACCACUUGCCACGAUGGCUGUGGCACGCUCGAUGCGUCGGACCAGUCCCAUCACUCUCUUCCUCGCCGCGUUGCUCGCCUUUGGCUUCCUCUGCUUCCUCCUCACCCCGUCCUCGUCCUCGGCCUCGUCCUCGUCCUCGAGCUCGCAGCAACAGCGUCGCAAGAAUGACGCUGCGACCAACCCGCUCUCCCCGCCGACAAAACCGUUUGUCAAGAGCCAUGCGAAGAAGAACUCCCCCCCGCCCGUCGUGCACUACCAGCUCAACAACCUGACCAGCACCCCGGACUCGAUCGCCAACGGCGAGCGCGUUCUGGUGCUGACCCCGCUUGCGCGCUUCUACCAGGAAUACUGGGACAACCUGGAACAGCUGAACUAUCCGCACGAGCUGAUCUCGCUGGGAUUCAUCAUCCCCAAGAACCGGGAGGGAAACGCCGCCCUGACGGCGCUGGAGGAGGCCAUCGCCCGCACCCAGUCGGGCCAUCUCGAGAACCGGUUCGCCAGCAUCACCAUCCUCCGCCAGGACUUUGCCCCCCCGCUGGCCUCGCAGGACGAAAAGGAAAGACACAAGAUGGAGAACCAGAAGGUGCGUCGCGAGGCAAUGAGCCGCGCCCGCAACAGUCUGCUCUUCACCACCCUCGGCCCCAGCACCUCGUGGGUGCUCUGGCUCGACGCCGACAUCAUCGAGACACCCCCUACCUUAAUCCAGGAUCUAACCUCGCACGACCUGCCGGUCAUCGUCCCGAACUGUUUCCAGCGCUACUACAACUCCGACUCCGGGAAACAGGAUAUCCGCCCCUACGAUUUCAACUCCUGGCGCGACUCCGCCGUCGCCCGUGACCUCGCAAGCACCAUGGGCCCCGACGAGAUCCUCCUAGAGGGCUACGCCGAGAUGCCCACCUAUCGCUCCCUAAUGGCCUACCUCGCCAACACCGAUAGACCCCAGCCCGAGCGCGUCAUUCCCCUCGACGGCGUAGGCGGCACCGCCCUCAUGGUGAAGGCUGAGGUCCAUCGCGACGGCGCCAUGUUCCCCGCCUUCCCCUUCUACCAUCUUGUCGAGACAGAGGGCUUCGCCAAGAUGGCAAGCAGGUUAGGUUACGGCUCGUAUGGUCUGCCGGAUUAUUUUGUAUACCAUUAUAACGAAUGAUGACGCUGCGCGCAUCACUCGCUCUCUUCUCUUCUUUCUCUUCUUUUUUUCUCUCAUCCGGCGUCGAUUUAUAGACUUGCUAAUUUACACCGGUCACAUAGACAAUCUUGUAACCUGUAAGACUGCAGUAAACUACUCCAUGCCGGGGACAAGAAUGUCAAUAAUGUAAUCUCGUCUUCAACUUCAAGUCUUGGUACCCAGUUCAUCAAGACGGACCAUUUCCCUUCUAAGCAGGUGGUCCGGGAAGGAAAAAAAGAAAAUUUAAAGAUCGAGGCAACUUGUUGAUUUAAUCUGAGAUUCAAGUC